Molecule: messenger RNA, 731 nt
Organism: Prosopis cineraria
Lineage: Eukaryota; Viridiplantae; Streptophyta; Magnoliopsida; Fabales; Fabaceae
Product: pathogenesis-related protein 1-like
Exons: 1
Coding region: 44-589 (181 amino acids)
Cellular component (GO): extracellular region
Source: RefSeq, a predicted model, not a curated record
UCUUCCAUCUUCACCAAUACCUACUCAGUCCUCACAAGUCACAAUGGGACGUAACUCUAUCACUAUCCCGGCCUCAUUUCUCGUGAUCGUCGUCGUCGUCUUAGCCAUCUCACAAGUCUCCGACGCUCAAGACUCGCAGCAGGACUUCCUCAACGGCCACAACGCAGCCCGCCGCCAGGUCCGGGUUGGACCCCUUGUAUGGGACGAAAGGCUAGCUUCGUACGCUCGCAACUACCUGAACAAGCUGAAGAGAAGCUGCCGGAUGGUCCACUCAGGCGGCCCGUACGGUGAGAACCUGGCUUGGGGAAAACCGGACCUGACCGGCAAGGCGGCUGUGAACAUGUGGGUGGCAGAGAAGCGAUUCUAUGACUAUAACUCGAACAAGUGCGUCGGAGGAGUGUGUGGGCACUACACUCAGGUGGUGUGGCGUAACUCGGUUCGAGUCGGUUGUGCUAAGGUCAAGUGCGAUAACAAUGGUGGGACUCUGAUCAGUUGCAACUAUAACCCUCCUGGUAACGUUAUUGGUCAGCGUCCUUACGAUAAUCCUCUGUUCCAGGUUCCACUCAGCUUCGCAAAACAUGAUGAUUAAGUGGGACGACGUUGCUGGCUCGAUUGUAUAUGUGAAUUGAAAAAUUGUGUUUAAGAAGCCCACGUUCGUCGUGUGCUUUUUUGGUGUUGAUCACAAAUGAAAUAAAAAAAAAAAUAGAGCUUGAUGGUGUGUGUUUUCUAUA